CACCAUGCAUGUUCAUCCCCAUACCCAGAUUCCGGCGAGCAACCACCGUCGCCGGAAAGUCCAAUCACUUCCAUCUCUUUUUUCCCUCAACCGUUCUUAAUAUCUCCCUGCCCUCACCAUCUCGUCCUUCACCACCGCAUCCACCACAACCUCCACCGCCACCUACAAAUCAAUCUCCGAAUCAGAACGUCCUAUCCGCUUCCGGUGAUGCCGCCGUCAUCAGAAUCACGUUAUUCUUCCUCUCAGGUCUGAAUUGUGCAGAGGCAGUCAAUUUUGCUCCAGCUGACUGGCUACCACACGGUUCAUUUGGAGCUGAUCUCUAUAAGCAGUUUCACAAAACAACUGUCUUGUCUCAUGAGGAGCUUCUUUGUGUAGUAGCCCAGGGUUGGAGAAGUGAGAUGGAGAGGAACUGGAUUGGUUGUCCAACAAUGAUACUUAGUUCUAAGGAUCCGAGACUGUAUCUUCACUUGGCGCCGGAAUUUGCUCACUACAAGGGAAAUCACACUUAUGUGCAUGCGACAAGAAAAGGAUAUUGGCAGUUUGAUAUGGGAGAUGUAAUUAUUGAUGGUAAAUCCACCGGAUAUAUUGUGUUGAUGGCUGUGCGGCCAUUGCUGACUCGGGGACUUAUUUGUUGGCGGUUCGAAUGGUAUGAAUAAAUGGCCUGUAGAUAUAGAUCGAUAUUUAGCUUUUUCUUUUUCUUUUUUUUUUGACAGUGGAGUUUGAUAGAUUGUUAGAUUUGCCACUGAUGAAAAUUGGAAAGGAACUGUUAGAUGGGAUAAUGACUACUCCUUUCUAUUUCACUUUAAAUUGUUUUCAAUUUUAACAUGUUAUACUAUAUGCAGCACUAUGAUUGGUUCUUUAAUGAUACAGUGUAUCUUUGUUGGGGGCUUCAAAAAUUGAAAAUUUGUAUUCUAUUGUUCAAUUCCAACUCACCAAGUUUGCGAAAUCCAAACCAUUUGCAAUUGUUUGCAAUUGUAAAAUUUUCGAUUUUCAGUAACUGUGUUUUGUGUAAUGGUACAGAACAAACGUGAACCAAAAGACUUGUGGCAGGAACCUUUGGUCCCUGCUUCUUCUUGGACACCAUGUUUUGAUCAGCAAAGUUGGGAACCUAAUGGUAUGUGUGUCUGAACUUUGAAAUUUGACGAUUAUUAUCAUGAUUCAUGUCUUUGCAUAACUACAAUUACAAAUAAAGAAAGGCUUAUUGGUCCAUUAUGAGUACUCACAGUUUGCUUUCUUCUAUUGCACUACUUCAAUAGAGGGAAGUAAUGGAUACAUUUUGGUUACUGCAAAUGGUGGGAUCAACCAACAACGGGUAGUUGUAAGUGGUCUUUGUCUGACUGAUAUUUUUUACGAUGACGGUUUAGAAUUAUUUAGGAUUAAUUUAUUUGAAAGGGAAAAAACAUAACAAGUUUUGUCUUGAAUGAUUUUAGUGUCAUUUGUGCUGAUUAUGAGUUGCAACAGGUUUGUAAUGCUAUCGUUGUUGGUUGCAGGUAGUACUAAGUUGAAAGUUGAAACUAAUCUUUAAGAAUAUGUCAUGGCAGCCAUGGUUCUCAAAUAACAGGUUCACUUCUAAGUAAUUUGCUAGAUGUGGUUGAGGAGGUUCAGUUAGCUCGGGUAGAGAUUAGAAAUUUUGUCCAUGCUAAGUUCAUUUCUCAUUCAGUUUCUUUUUAUGAAUGGCUUUGCAACUAUUGAGAAAUCGCGCCACAUCGUCGACAUUCAAUUUGUUCUCCAAUGCUAUUCGCCGUUUCUCUUCUGGGCGAGUAACGAGAAAGAAGUUGGAAAGUUGUUAUUAACUAUUGUUGAGAGAAUGUAGCAAGAUUAGCAAUGCCAUGAUGAAGGAGUGACUUGCAAUGUUUUCCCUUAGCAUUCUGAUUUACAAGGAUUGGAGGAUGUAAAAUCCAAAGCAAAUCAUUUUCUUCACACGAUGGAGUGGAGCUGUGUAUGAAAAAGAAAAGUUAAAAAAAAAAUUUCAUAUACCUUUUUUUUGUAGAAGCUUUUCAUAUAUAUUUUAAUAUUAAAAUUUUUCUACUGUAUUUAUUUUCUUCAUUAUAGAAGAAGGCCAUAUAUUUUCAAGGAUGGACGUUUAAGUCAAACCAGUUCUCUAAGCUAGCAUUUGAAAAUAAAUUAUCAGUUGAAGAGAAUUCUAUUAUCCGACUAAUUUGUAAUUUGGAGAUAGUUUGUAUCAGAAAAUCGAUUACUUAUUUGUACAUUUCGUUUUGAUUAUGUAAUUGGAUAUCUUAUAAUACUUAAAUUGGGUUCAGAAUAUUGUUAAUA
This is a messenger RNA of Trifolium pratense (red clover), 2274 nucleotides long. RefSeq lists its product as uncharacterized. The transcript is spliced from 9 exons. The coding region runs from base 9 to 656 and encodes 215 amino acids. Gene Ontology annotation, biological process: chromatin remodeling. Gene Ontology annotation, cellular component: nucleus. Gene Ontology annotation, molecular function: histone demethylase activity. The record is from RefSeq and is a predicted model, not a curated record. Lineage: Eukaryota; Viridiplantae; Streptophyta; Magnoliopsida; Fabales; Fabaceae.